Messenger RNA from Pocillopora damicornis (cauliflower coral), 1766 nucleotides. RefSeq lists its product as uncharacterized. NCBI's taxonomy places the organism in Eukaryota, Metazoa, Cnidaria, Anthozoa, Scleractinia, Pocilloporidae. The record is from RefSeq and is a predicted model, not a curated record.
UUAUCACACUUCAUUUAUCACUACCGGUAGUCUUUUAUCCGGUUCGGCCUUAAAUAUCAUAUUUUGUCCUGACACGCCACUUGGUUCACGAAAGAUCGUGUAAUUUUCGGAGAAUAUUCGGUCGAUUUUCGGUCAACCGUCCCGUUAAUUGUCAACUCCCACUUGUAGGCGCGCUGUUGCCAUCCGAGAAUCGAAUUAGAAGGUGAAGGAAGCACUACUGCUGUAAUCAAAUGUCUUCAGCUGAUUGUUGUUGUGCCAUGUGGCAGUCGCCAAUUCAGGGCGUACUGAGACCCGCUGUAUGGUUGCCUGGUGUUAGAAAUCUCCAUAGUUGUAAAGAGACGUGGAUAAUACCAGAAGCAACUCCAGAAGUGUGCUUAGAACAUUUGGUAUCAGCCAUAUCCUUACUUAGUGAAGCUGAGAAGAUGCAUAUAAAUAAGAUUCAUCAUGAAAGACAUUUUGUGCAAAUAUUUUCUUAUACUGAAGCUGAGUGGCUGGACAUUGUGGAAAUAGAAUUUCAACCAGGGCAGGAGAGAGGAACUCUUGCGAAGGCAAAGUCAUUUUCAACAGGAUUUCUUCCUUUGAUGAUUCCAUUUGCCUUUCUUCUAAACAUGAUCUUUUUCUUUGUCCCUUUUUCUGAUAAUAAAUACAAUGAGAAGAGGUUGACGCGAAUUCGUCAAAAAAUGAAUCUUCACAUUGAAGUUGCUAGAAAAGAGUCAUAGAAAUUAUAAAAUUUCUAACAUUUCAAGAGUCAAUCGUCAACUACUCAUUGAAGUAUCAUAAAUAAAAAAUAGAAGUUUUGAAAAAUAUAGAAUGUUAAUCAUGUCUUCAGGAGUAAUUUGAAAUUGCCUUCUGUGGUAAAUGAUAGGUUACAGGAAAUAGUUUAAGUAUGGUAAUUUAAGAGUUGAGAACUUUUUUUAGUUUCCAUAUUGGAGUUUGUUUUAAAUUGAAACUGGAUGGCAUUUAUUUACUCAUAGCUUAGGAGCUAGGCCCAAUUUCUGUCACUCUUUGGAGUCUACUUUUUGUUCCCUACCCAAAGAAGGUACAUAAACUUGAUUCCUAACAGUGGCUGGCUAGAGCAAGUCUUCCCAUCAGCACAGCCUGGAGCUUUCAGAGGAGGGGUCCCACUUGGCAUUUAAGGGAAUUUGCACAAGACAGUCUCAUUUUGGUCUACAAAAAGCCCUUGGAAACUUUUUGAUCUCAUCAAGAGGUUUUGUAUUGCCUGUUUAAAUGGCAUUCAAAGAAAAAUUAAGACAGAAAUUCUUUUUUUUUUUAUAUAAAUCUAAUUUUUUAACAUUUCAUGAUAAUAUGAGGGAUUCUGGUAUAAAAAAUCUUAGAUGACUUACAUUUAUAGCUUCAUGCAGAAAGGCAUAGGUUGCAUUUUUCAGUGGUGGAUUCCACACUAUCUUUGUAGUCGAUCAAACUGUCCAUAUGAGAGUUGUCCUGAAAGGGAUUGUUGUCAGUGGCGGUCACUGAGACUCUGACAACCUGAAAGGAAGUCAUCAGUAGGGUCACUUAACUUACUUCUGUUCAGGUUGUCCAAAUGUCAGGAACUUUCACUGACAACAGACCUUUUUUAGGAGACUAUCAUGCAAACAGUUUGACCAUAUGAUCAACUGCCAACCCCUGGGUUUAAAGUAUUUACUGCACUAUCUUCCUACUGAUAUUUGGGGCAUGCCAAGUGAUUUUAAGUAAGAUCACUUUUAGAUGAAUUUGCAUGCAAGCUAAAUUUGGCCUUUUAGAUGUUAAUAAAAGAUAAUUUAACAUUA